AUGGCCGUUCCUUCUGCUGCCAUCAAGGCUUCCGGAGUGGAUAUGGGGGACCUCAAGAAGAGACAUGACACCAAGCUUGACGUGGAGGAGAGUGUGAUUGACGAGAAGAUCAAUGAGAAUGAAAGCGACGAAAAGCUGACCGAAAAGCUGACCGAAAAGCUGACCGAAAAGCUGACUGAAAAGACCUCCACCGAGCCCAUUGCUUACGUUGGCAAGUGUCCUGAUGGAACGACUUUUAUUGUGCCAGAGACGGAGGAUAUGUUGACCAACCUGUUUGAUCCUCGAAUCACAAAGUCGCUGACGGACGUGAUCAUCGUAUCGAUUCUGGUCACAUUCAUGGGACUCUUUUUUGUCGUCCCCAAGUCCUGGAGAGUACCUCUCUAUCUGUUUCUGUUUGCCGCAUGGCGUCUGGCCUACAACGGAGGAAUCGGCUGGCUACUUCACAACCAGUCCAACUACCACAAACUCACCAAGUGGGCUCUCAAAUACAAGGUGUUUGACAAGGACAACAAGACGUGGUGGCACCAGCUGAUUAAGCGGGAGUUUGAGACCCGGUUCCAGAACCAGCCCAACUACUCGUUCUACGAGGUACCCGUCGAGUUCAACACCUGGAUUCUUUUCCGACAUGUGGUCGAUCUGAUUCUCAUGUCAGACUUUACCUGCUACUUCAUGCUGGCCUGGUCCUGCGCUCUGUCCGUGAGAACCAACCAGCCCUGGUGGCUUGUUAUUGGACGAUGGCUCGCCGGAGCUCUAAUGCUAGCCUUCAACCUGUGGGCUAAGACUGACGCCCACCGAGUCGUCAAGGAUUAUGCCUGGUACUGGGGAGACUUCUUCUUCCUCAAGGACAUGGAGUUGACUUUUGAUGGUGUCUUUGAGAUGGCCCCUCAUCCCAUGUACUCCAUUGGAUACGCUGGUUUCUACGCCGCCUCUCUCAUGGCCUGUUCCUACACCCUGUUCCUGGCCUCUCUGGCCGGCCACGCUGCCCAGUUUGUGUUCCUAUCCAUCGUUGAGAAUCCUCACAUUGAAAAGACUUACAACCCCCAUCAGCCCAAGCAGCGACGAAAGGCUUCUCACGUCCGAGACCGAUCUUCCAUCCAGCUGGGGCUCGAUCAGAAACAGAAGGAUGAGCUGUCUGCUAUUGUUGAGGGCGACGAGUCCGUUUCUAUUGCCUCUACUCCCAUUUCUACUACUUUUGACGAGCCGGAGACUGUCCAGAAACACUCCCUUCCUCCGUUGGUUGUGUUUAGCAACUUCCAGAUCACUCGAGUCACAGAUAUCAUGACUGUGGGAGCUGCAGUCUAUACAAUGCUGCUCUACUUCCUCCCUGCCAACCGUCUGUGGUACACUGUGACUUUUUUCAUGGCUCUGUCUGCUCGUCUUUUCCACACUCUGGGUCUUGGAGUCAUACUGCGACGACAGUCCGAGCGACGAUCCUUCACCAAGACCUUCCUCAAGUUUGGAAUCUACCCCUUUGAGGCAUACGAGCAGUGGCAAGUGUGGUACAACGUCUCCACCGUGUUGUCCUACACCACAUUUGGUCUCUUUUGCCUGCGACAGUGGAGAGCUCCUUCCACCGAUCCUCUGUGGCCCCUUAAGUACAUUCUUGGCGCUCUACUUAUUGCUCUGCAUGGCUGGACAUCGAAGUCCAUCCAUGACUCUCUUGGGCAUUUUGGAUGGUUCUACGGUGACUUCUUCCUUGACCGAAAGCAGAACCUCACUUACUCCGGCAUUUACAGAUACCUCAACAACCCAGAGCGAUUUUUCGGUAUUGCUGGCAUCUGGGGUCUUGCUCUGAUGACCAACUCUCCAGGUGUUGGUAUUUUGGCCUUCUUGUGGACUCUGGAGGGUAUGGCAUUCAUCAAGUUCGUCGAGCAGCCCCACAUGCAGCGAAUCUACGGUACCAGUAUCCGACACGAUGCUGGUGUGACCAAGACCAUUAAGAACUCUCUCAAGUUGCCUUCUCCCUUUGAGAAACGGGUUCGACAGUUCCAGGGAUCCGUUGACAAGGUUAUCAACGAUACUCUGACUGUGGUCGAGGAGUUCAUUGGACUUGCCAAGCCUACUCUCAACGAAGUUGUCAACGACUCCAAGAUCCUGUUGCGACAGUACCCUGCCAAACUUACCCUUACUCGAAUGCUGGAUGUUCCCGAAAACAUUGACACUGCCGAUUACUCUGUGAAGCUCGUGGGCGGCGAGAAGUGUGCCGAUUCCAACCGAAUUUCGUACGCCUUUGGAACCCCCAUUCAUGUCAAGUGGCAGGCUUCUCCCAACAGAUCGGCAAAGGACUGGAUCGGUCUGUACCGAGUGCACGACAACACUUCCCCUGAGGUGACUUCUCUUCCCUCCAAGGGCCGAUGGUCUGGAAUCGACGAGACUGGCCAUGAGUCGCAUCUCGACGGUAUUGUGUCGUCUUCUAAGACCAAUGGAGAAGUUGUUUUCCGAGGGGACACACUCUUCUGGGAGUGUGGAGUCUACGAGUUCAGAUACCACCAUGCUGGCAAGCACACUGUGCUCAGCACCUCGGAACCUUUCGAGAUUGUGGCUCCUAAGAUUGAUCUAUCUGGAGAGGUGGAUGCAAAGACUCUGGCUCUUGAGAUCCUCCCCAUCGUCCAGCGAUGCUUCUCUCUAUCUAUGGAGUUCCCUCCUGAGGAAGUGGACGACUACUGGGCUCUUGAGGAACCCAAGGUGAUCAACAGAGUGCAGGCUGCCGUUCAGGCGUAUUUCAACGUUGAGCUGGCGCAGGAGGUGCUUCAAUCGGAUGAGUCUGUGGAGAAUUUGGCUGAGCGACUGCUCAGAAUUAGAGACGCCCUUAAAGGUCUUACUGUAUAA
This is a messenger RNA of Yarrowia lipolytica CLIB122, 2829 nucleotides long. RefSeq lists its product as uncharacterized. Gene Ontology annotation, molecular function: phosphatidylethanolamine N-methyltransferase activity. Gene Ontology annotation, biological process: phosphatidylcholine biosynthetic process. NCBI's taxonomy places the organism in Eukaryota, Fungi, Ascomycota, Dipodascomycetes, Dipodascales. The record is from RefSeq and is a predicted model, not a curated record.